AUGCUCGCAAUCGCGGCCGUGUCUUCAGACUCAAAACCCCUGGCAUGCACCGGUGUGGCGAUCCGGUCACUCAUCUUACGCUUGGUUGCAGUACUGUUCGCCUUGUAUUUCUUUCUGGUGGGACUUGACCUGAUGGGAAGAGCGGUGGUGAUAUUGGGUGGCAAAGGAGCUGCUGAACUCUUUAAUGCAUCUGCAGGAAGUCCCGUACAUGGCCUAAUGAUUGGCAUCAUGGCCACUGCUCUUGUGCAGUCCUCGUCGACAAGCACCUCCAUCAUCGUAGGCCUGGUUGGGGCCGGCCAGAUGACUGUACGUGCUGCCAUUCCAGUAAUCAUGGGCGCGAACGUAGGAACAUCAAUAACCAACACAAUCGUGUCCAUUCUACACGCUGCCAGUGCGACUGAGCUGGAGCAUGCCUUUGCCGGAGCGACGGUGCAUGAAAUGUUCAACUUGCUUACCAUUCUUAUUCUGUUACCCGCGGAGAUAGCCGUGGCAUCCAUUAGUGGUGAUGGUGGACCGUUGUACCUCGUCUCGAAGGCAGUUACGGAUGCUGCAAUGGGCACGGGGGCUCGUGAUGUCAGCUUUAGUUCCCCGACGAAGUCGAUCGUGGGUCCGCUGACAGAUUAUCUAUUGGAUCCAAACAAAGAUGUUAUGAAAGCCGUGUCUUUGGGAUCACCCGCGCCUAAAGAAGUGCCUGCCGCAGUAGACACUGGCUUGUGCUCAGCGCGGCUGAACUGCGCCGAGUACUUCUGCGUGUCGACCUCUAUGCAGAAUGCUUGGAGCAAAAUAGAUCUGGAUGGCUUUGCCGCUCUUACGAAGUGCAGUCAUGUAUUGAGCUUCCCGCAUGGCUGCGCGCAAUCGACGGACUGUUAUUUGGAAGCUGGCAAGUUCUACGCGAUCUCCAUUGAGAAUGCUCGUGCCCUUGAUUCUGGAAUGUUUGCCCGCGUCGGUGAUGUUGUUGGAGGUGCCUGUGGGCUCGUGCUCGCCUUCGUGCUGGUUGCAGGGUCGCUGCUCUGCCUCGUCCAGGCGCUGAAUGCACUCCUGACUGGCUGGGCCGCGAAGAUGAUGAGACGUGCUUCCCAGACGAACGACUACCUUGCUGUGGUCCUCGGGUUUGCUGUCACUGCAGUCGUACAAUCGAGCAGUGUGACGACCUCUACGUUGAUCCCUCUAUGUGCCAUGCGAGUCCUGUCGAUCCAGAAAAUGCUGCCCAUAACCAUCGGUGCAAACAUCGGAACGACAUGUACAUCCCUCCUGGCGGCACUGGCUGUACUGAAGCGCGAUACUUUGCAAAUUGCCUUAUGCCAUUUGUUCUUCAACAUCUUCGGAUUUCUUUUGUGGUUUCCAGUGCCACCGCUGCGCGCGCUGCCUGUGAAAGCAGCUUGCAUACUUGGCUUCUACGCUUCCUGCUGGCGAAUGAUUCCGCUUAUCUAUGUACCCGCUACGUUCAUUGCUCUUCCAAGCCUGUGCCUUGCACUUUCUCUGCUCUAUGACAGGAGUGUCGUGGGAGGCGUCCUGGCAACGGCUGUGUUUGUGAUGAUGCUCGCUGUGUUCGUGGUCUGGUGGUGGAUGGGCGGUUGUUACGUGGUGGUCAGUAAAGAGGUCCGUCGCGAGAGGGUCGAGCAGAGGGCAAAGGAGCUUGAACUUGCCAGAGACUCUCCAAAGGAGAAGACAUUGAUCAGGUCCAGCUCAUGCCUGUCCACGUCGUCUCAGGAUGCUCAGCUUCUCGUGGUGGUUGACGGCAAAGAGCCGAGGGAGACUCAAACAGUGGAAGCCUCGCAGGCAACUGCGGAGUUCAACGAGGAGACGAUUGAAGCUGAUAUGCCAACAGACAGCGAUUCGCUUGAAGCUUUUGCGAUUUAG
Molecule: messenger RNA, 1860 nt
Organism: Symbiodinium sp. CCMP2592
Lineage: Eukaryota; Dinophyceae; Suessiales; Symbiodiniaceae
Source: the annotation of a GenBank genome assembly